Chionomys nivalis (European snow vole) is the source of this 777-nucleotide messenger RNA. Its product is annotated as selection and upkeep of intraepithelial T-cells protein 10-like. The transcript is spliced from 6 exons. Gene Ontology annotation, cellular component: external side of plasma membrane. Gene Ontology annotation, molecular function: signaling receptor binding. The record is from RefSeq and is a predicted model, not a curated record. Lineage: Eukaryota; Metazoa; Chordata; Mammalia; Rodentia; Cricetidae. Gene Ontology annotation, biological process: regulation of cytokine production; T cell receptor signaling pathway. The coding region runs from base 19 to 777 and encodes 252 amino acids.
UUUCAUUUUCCAGGUGUGAUGGAGCCUGCAGCUUCCUGUUUAUUGGGAUUCCUUUUGGCCUUUCUUCUCUUACAGUUCACAGUACCUGCCCAAGCAAUGAGCUCCGAUAUACAAAUUAGCAUUCAGGUUCCAGAUGCAGAAAGUGUACUGGUGGAGUGUACUUCAGGAAAUUUGAUCCCACCUGCUGAGAUUACAUGGAGAGACAGCAAGGGGAAAGUAAUUCCACCCUCGUCAAAAUUUGAUUCUCAGGAUAGAGCUGGAUUAUUGUACUUGAAGAGCAAUAUUCUUCUAAAAAACAGAACACAAGGUCCUAUUACUUGUUCUAUUUACAAUGUAACUACUAAUCAGGAGAAAAAGAGAAGUAUUUUCCUCCCAGAUGUCCUAUUCAAACCAGGAUAUAUGUCAUUGAUGUCAAAAAGACCUCCAUGCCCUGUAACAUAUUUGAUCAUUAUAUUAGUUCUUCAUUGUCUCAGAGGCAUACUUGUUUUUGGUUCUUUUGUAUGGAAAAAAUAUAAAUCUACAGAAGGUAAAGUCAUCCAAGUUAUAUUUUUCAGGCUGAUUACAUGCUGCACACUUGUCUGUGAAUGUCUACUUUCAGCUUUGUAUAUUGGCUUCCUUCCUCUCUACUUGACAUUCAGGAGCCAAGCUUCUAUUUUGGACGAUGCAUACCCAUUGUAUAGUAAUUGGCUGUGGGAUGUAUGCAUAAUCUUGGUUGUGAUGAUGAUAUUUUUCACUGGACUCAUUUUGCUUCUACUUUAUACCCUAAAGAGUAAGUGA